UUUUGACGUUUCUUUCGUUUUAAGGUUAUGUUUACAGUUUUUCUCAAUAAAAAAGACAAAUAUUAAGAAAAUAUAGAGUAUCGAACUGUUUAAGUAAUGUUGGAACAUAACAGCAUUAAAUAUGAGUCGAUUUUGAACGAAUGCAUUUGACAUAACUACUCUGAGGACUUAACAUGGAAAAUACAUUUGAGGAACUAGGAAUACCCAAAAAGUACCUGAAAAAAACCAUCAAAGAUGACAGAUACGUAGCUUUAGUGCACAAAUUGUGGAUCAAGUCUCUCAUAAAACACUCAAAAUUAACAGAAUUUAUAGAAAAGUCGCGUUUUGAAGCAUGGCCCUCAGCAGAAGACGAAAUAGGACUGUCGUGGGUGAAAAUAUAUGUUACAGUUUUCAAAAAAAGAGAUUCAAAAGUGAUACCUUUACCGAGAAUCAGACCGGUUACAAGUGAAGACCGUCCCUUGCUGUUACCGAAGUUGUUGCAGUACAUUUCACAGGCAAACCACAAAAAUUUGUGGAAAGAAGCCUAUAAAAAAUACUCGGUGAGCUCUGAUAGUUUGAUUAAGGAAACGCAGGUAACUCUGAUGAGUUAUAAUGAAGUUCUGAAAGAGAUUAUCAAUAGGGUUUACGGUUGUCAGAUUAUAAACGCGUGCGAUGCUGCGCAGAAGGUACAGGAGUGUCAUUUUGAUGCGCACUUGAAUGUGCUACCAUCUGUGUGCGCUGUGGAAACGUUAAACUCAAUUUUUCUGUUACAUGUACCGUUCAUAGAACACAAUUUGAGCGAUUGUGUGACGUUUAGCCCCGCGAUUUUGGAUAAAUGCUUUACUAAACCGUUAUUUAUUGUUUAUCAGUUAUUAAACUUGUUGAAAUCUUUGCAUGAUAGAAGUUUAACGUUAGGGGAAAUUAACUUAAGCGAUGUAUACUUGACGGAGGAUAUAUGGAUAUACGUUUUUCCCAAUGUACAGUCAAAUAUUUAUAUACAGGACGUGCAGAAAAACGAGAGCAAAAAGAGUGUCGUGCAGCUAGAAUGUCGCAAAUACGGCCACAAAUACGAAAACUUUAAAUGCGAAUCGUGCGGUGUUAAAACUUACGACAAAGUACAACCCACAAACGAGAAUUUGGAAAAGUUGUGUCAACUUUGGGUUGAAGGCAACAUCUCAAAUUUCACUUACAUUACGGCCCUAAACAAUCUGUCCGGUAGAAAAUUGGGCGACCCGAACUGUCACCACGUUUUUCCGUGGGUGACCGACUUUACCGCACGGUGCGGCAAAAACUGGCGCGACUUGAAAAAAUCGAAGUAUCGGUUAAACAAGGGUGACCGCCAACUUGAUCUUACUUAUGACAACGCGCAAUCUCAAGUUCCCCACCACGUCUCCGAUGUUCUAUCCUCAAUAACGUUCUACGUUUAUAUGGCGCGGCGUACACCGAAAUCGGUGUUGUGUAAAAACGUCAGAACGAUAUGGGUGCCGGCGGAAUACCCCAGUUCCAUACAGAGGAUGCAGGAUUGGACUCCGGACGAGUGUAUACCGGAGUUUUUUACCGAUCCCUCGGUGUUCAGGAGCAUUCACGACGAUCUAGAAGACUUGGAUGUGCCUGCGUGGUGCGCAAGCCCAGAGGAGUUCAUUGAGAAGCAUAGAGAGGCCUUGGAAAGUGCACAUGUGUCCGAGAGACUGCACCAUUGGAUCGAUCUCACUUUUGGAUACAAAUUGGCUGGUUCCCCAGCAAUAAAAGCAAAGAACGUCUGCUUACACUUGGCAGAUGAUCACAACUUCUUAACAAAAUCAGGAUUGGUACAAUUGUUUACUCACCCACACCCUCCCAGGGCCGUACCGUCCUUAUUUUGGUCCAAAUUACCGCCGAAAAUAUUCGUCAACAAACCCACCAAACAACGGAGAGAUCGAAGUAGCUCGAUCAAUAAAUCAGAUACCACCCAGGAAACAGCGAUAGAAGAAGAAGACUUCUUGGAUCCGUCCAUGGGUUCGGCCAUGUGGUCACCCCUGGGCAUUUCGAAAAUUUUAUCCCGCAGCCGGUCUUCGCUGCACGAAGAACCCACCGGCCAAAAACUGAGCAAAAGCCCCCAAAUCAACCAAAGAAGCGCCAGCGUAGGCCCGAAGAAUCCCAGUUUUACAUCCCAUGUAAACCCCAAAGUUAAACCCAACCAACUCAUGGUUCCUUCCACGUCACUUAGCACUGGCAUCAUAUACCUUCCGAAAGAGUACAAGCCUGAGCAAGCCUUGGAGUUGCUGGAGAAAAAACAUACGUUCGUGUCAAAAACAUUCCACAUUGAAACUGCCAAAAAGCUAUCGGAACUCUCCGACGACACCUUGGAGGUCAAAAUUCCAGAAGAUGCCACAAUACAAAACGCCUUCACCAAUUUUAUAUUCACCGACAAUUUCGAGGAACGUUUCACCAACAAAAAAGCCACCAAAUCACACACGUUCCCACUUGACAAUCAAAAUGUUUACCUGUAUAACAAUAGAGGGCGCCAGAGUAAUCAAACUCAAAGAAGCGAAAAUCAAAUAACCUGCAACUAUGCCGACAUCAUUUCUUCGCGUAGAAUAAGAGAAUUCCAAAUACUAGGAUGCCUAAUAGUCGAAAUCUUUAUGUCGAAACAGCUAAGAUCCCUGGGCGCGAAUAAAGCCAACGUUAAGUUUACUCAGAGGCUCAAAUCUUGCGUUACGGUGCUACGAAGUUGCAAGUCUGAAGUUCCCUCAUGCAUAAGUUACAUAGCUUACUUACUGUUACAACCCGAACAGAGCGAUCUCGUUAACUGGAGUUACCCUUCUGUCACGAACCUUGGUUUACCUCCACCGAACGCUCAUCUACUGUUGGAGCCUUUAUUAAACUGCGUGGUACCAUUCCCGAAGUUGUUCCCGGAAGUGUACAGAAUUAUAUCUACGCUGAAAGAGUUUAAGAAUGUCGCGUUGGAGCUCAACAUUCUCUACCACUUCGAUUGCAACGGGGAAAUGUGCGCCGAGUAUGAAAGCUUAGAACGUACCAAGAUACUAUUUGCUCAAAAUAUCGGCGAAUGUAAGGUUAAUACUUGUGCAAGACAGUUGGAAAAUCUACUGGAAGAGUUAAAUACAAACACCGACAUAGAAAUAGUUAACAUAUUGAUGCCGCAUGUGAUGGAAUUAAUAGAAGAUCCACCAACGUCUGUGCUAGCAGCGUGGUUUUUGUUCGACCCCAUAUCUAAAGUGCUCGGGCCGCAGAAAACUAGGGAGGCCUUGCUGGAGUGUAUAUUGAAGUUGUACGAAUGCGAGCCGAUUGAAAGUCACUUACCCUACAACAGAAAAAUCGCCAAACUAUACCACCACAGUUUUCUACUCAGGCUUAUGGUGAGGCUAGGUUUAAAAUGCUUUCUGGAUAACUUUGUGACUCCUCUUGUGGAGGCAGUGGGCGGUUAUAAGGAUUACGAGAAGGUCGAUUUUAUCCUGCACACUCACUCGGAAAAGGUUAUGAAAAAAAUGUCCCAUCUCAAGACCAUGGACCACGAGCACGUGGAAAUGUCCGCGAGCGACGACUCGAGCGUGUCGUCGGAAAAACAGAGUGUAACACCCAAAAAGGAAGCUGUGGCGCAGCCGGAUCAAGAAGUCUUCGAGUUCGACGAAGAAAAAGCGCCCGAAGACCAAAUGAAGUCGCUCAUAGAACAUUUAGAGUUGAACGUGGCAUCGGACUUGCCCUUCAACCACUCGACUGCAGAGGAAGCUUUAGAUGCGACUCUAACGGAAAACAUCGACCAACUCCGUAAUUUAGAGGAGUUAAACAUAACUUUCUCGGAAGAAUUGCCGGAAAGAAGUGGAGUAGUAUCACCAACAAUCCCCAUACCGUCCUCGUACCGUAACACGGAUUUAAUGAACAUAAGCUGCGAAGUGGGCAGCAAAAAAAGCGAGACCGAUUCCCUCUUCGAUAAAAAAUCUCAAGAAGCCGACUCGCCCAGCGAUCAAAACAAGUUUUAUUCGACGUCGAGUAGCUCGAACACGAUCCAAAAGCCGAAAAAGCAACGACAAGAAGCCAAAAUAUCCGACAUGUCUUCAGAUAGUUUGACUUGGCUUUCGCACCGACUGGGUCCUGUUUUAACAGCUCGAUAUCUGUCCAGGAAUUUAUUGAAAAUGUUGACGUUGUGUUACGUGGGCAAAGAAAAUCUUGCGUUUGUUCAACAUGAGACUAAUGGCGAUAUUUCAAUAGCGGCGAGCAAAGUUAUUGGAGAUCUUAGCGCCAAUAAGGUUUUGGAGUGUCUAACAAGCAUUGCAUGUUUAUAUGGUGAACAGCUGAUUUUAUUCCAAUACAUUCCUCAUAUGAGCGAAUUAAUAGCUCUAUGCAAAAGAAAAUUGACUCCAAACUUAGAGGGAGGUUUAAUAUCUUGCUUGGCUUUAUUAAAACACAUAAUCCCAUAUUUAUCGGACUCUACCCUAAUGGAUCAACUACAGGAUGUUAUCUUAAAGAAUAUUGUACACCCUACAGUAAGGCUGUUGGGUUCAACAAAAUACACAUUCCCUAGCGGAUCUUUGGCGAGAAAUAUUUUAACUCGAAAGUAUUUGGACGCUUUGUAUGUACUUUCUAUCAGAAUGGGAUCUGACAUGACAAAAACAUUACUAGCAGUACCAGCGUUGCAGAGGUUCUUUAUGAUAUUUGACAAAGUACAUUUUAGUGACCAGUACAAACAAAAUGAAGAAAAAACUGAAAAAGAUCCCCUCCUAAAGUCGAUGGAAGAAUUGCAUUUCGUCGAACUCAAAAGUGACGGCAGCACCACUGAGUGGGUUGUGGGUGGUACGCCGGUCCAAAUUUCGCACGCUCGAGUUAAGGAUGCGGACACCGACAGUUUAUCGCCCCCUGUAUCUUUCCAGACAUGCGAAGACAAUACGAAUUUGGCACUCGACGAGUUGAAAGCUGUGUUCACUCCCGAGUUAGCGUUCACAUGUUACAUGCCGUUUUUGAAGCACGUAGGUGCUGCCUCGUUGGAAAUUUCAUUGAAAAACCACGAGAACAUUAAGAGCUUGUGCCAGGAUUAUGAACAAAAAGGGGUUAAUAUAGUCAAUAGAGUCUUCGAAAGUUAUAAAUCCAGCAAUAUUCCGCAAUCCAGCAGUAUUGGCAGCAAUAUAUCACUCGUGGGUAACAGAAUUGACAUACAGACCGAAAAUUUCGACAGUUUGAAUACUGAGCUAUUAAACCUCGUAAGUAACAGAAUGGAGAAUAAUUCUAGACACUUGCGGGGUAACUGGUUAGCCUACUGGGAGCACGAGAUAGGUAGAGCGGAAAAAGACACGAUGUUCAACUUUAAGCAAAUUAAGCUGCAAACUUUCGCCGGUCACACGAACAGCGUUAAAUCCCUGUACGUCUUGGACAACGAGAACAGUUUCAUGUCCGGAUCGAGGGACAAAACGGUCAAGCUGUGGUCGCUGAGGAGCCAGGGCGACGGCACGGCCGUAUCGUCCUGCCAGUGGACGUACACCGCUCACAAAAAGUCAAUUUUGGCGAUUACUUUUUGCGAGAGCAUGCGCCUGGCCGCGUCUUGCGACAGCGUGGUUCACAUAUGGGACCCUUUCAUGGGUGCCAACGUCGGAAACCUCGAAAGUCAAAAAUAUUCGCCCGUCAACGUGCUGAAAAGCAUGCCAGCGCCAUCUAGUCUGGUUUAUGCGGCAACCACGGACGGCACUGUCAAGGUUAUCGAUAUGCGGCUGUGCAGUUAUAUACAAGAAUUAAAAAUAAGUGCAAAUCCUUCAGGCCUAAUUAGAUGCAUAGCAAUUGGUCCGAACGGCCUCUGGUUCGCUGCUGGCCAGUCUUCUGGAAACAUCACCGUUCUGGAUACCAGAACUGGAUUGGUGAUCUCCAACUGGCGCGCGCACGAGAGCGAGGUGCUGCAGUUGGUCGCGGUGGACAACACCACUCUAGUCUCGAGCAGUCUCGAUCAGACCAUAAGCGUGUGGAAUGUCAACGAUGGAAAGUUCCGCUUUCAGUUGAGCGUUUGCCUUCCUAGGGGAGCCACCGAGCCGGUGCACUGUCUCAACACUUACCACAACGAACUGAUCUCGGGCACGACGGGCAACCGCAUCGGCGUGCACACGUCGACCGACGCCGAGGCGUCCUUUUCCAGCACCAGACUGCGCGCCGACGCCUUCAAAGGCCUACUCACGUCCAUGGCGCUCUUGCCGCUCAACAGGCUUCUGCUAUUGGGCGCCGAUAACGGCAACAUAAGCCUACUGUGUUGAGUUGUUUGUAGAGUCAAGUCGCCUGGGUUCAAAGGGCCACAAAUUCAUUAUUUACGUGCGUCAAAAUCUGACAAAAUGUGGUUUAAGAGGUACCACCACUGUAUACUUAAAAAAAACCGACUUUUUAUCAAUUAUACCGGCGUCAAGAAAACCUGUUUUAUCAUUUCUUAACCCAACAGAUGUUGUUGAAAAUGUCUAGGUUUUAGUUAGCAAACAAAACUAUGUUAGUGUAGCGUCAAUUAGGGUGACCAGAAUUUAAUAGCGCCAAAGAAAAACAUUUAUAUAAUAAAAUUAUAGUAGUUUUAAAAACAUAUAAAUUUAUUAAAAAACAUAAACAUAAAAACUUUUUUUUAUUUUUUUAAAACAUGCAUUUACUUAGUUUUUUAGGUAUACUUUCGACUAGAAGUUAUUUUUUUCGCAAAGAUUGCAAUUCAUUGCAAUGCAUAUAUUUAGCUUUACUAUACCUAAUAGAAUAAUUAUUGUCAUUGUAGCAUUUGUCCCCUUUUUUAUAAAUUUUCACAUGGUUGGUAUAUGAUUUUUAUCAAAAUAAUUAAAAAAUGCAAGAAAUUUAUGUUCGACGUUUUUAUUGUUUCUAGCCCAGUUUAAAAAAAAUCAUCUGUUGUCUACCCACUAAGAGCAAUAGGUACCACAAAAAUAUGUUUAAAAUACAUGUAAAAAUGUUAUUUAAAAGUGGGUGUUUUUAUAAUUCAAAAGGAGGACACUAUCAUUGAGGAGGACGUCUGGUCACCCUACGUCAAUACAUCUACUAUGCUCCCACCUUGACAUUUGAAUACAAAUAUUUGAGGUUAUCUAUCUGUCGGUUUCGUCUGAUUUUCUGAAAAUAAUGCAAUAUAUGUAUUUUUGUGUAUAACGGUAUUAAUUUAGAACACAAAAAAUACAUAUUAAGAACUUUAUAGACAAAAAUACACGUAUUGUAUUAUUUUCAGAAAAUAGGAUGAAACUGACAGAUAGAUAACCUCAGUUAGUUGUAUUCAAAUGUCAAGGUGCGACUUUUGAAUUUAACGCCAAUUUUGUUUUAAUUUUGAAUGAAUAUAUUUUUUUUGUUAUAAAUUCUUCUUUCCUAAGAAUGGCUCCAGUCAUUUUUUGAUAUUUCUUGACAAUAAUGUUUUGUAUAAUACUAAAAUAUACACUUAGCUAAUAACUUCUUAAAGUAUUAUUAUCUUUUCUUCCAACAAAAGAAAAAUUGUCAAAAAAGCGCUUUUUAGGUUGUUACUAGGGUUUUAAAAUUUCCGGAAAAAUUGAGCCGCCAAAAAAAACUAUUCAAAAUUUUAAUAAAAAUUAACUUUUGCAUUUUUUUUUUCGGGGUAAAAAAAAUAAACCCCGAAAUAAAUUCAAGAAAUUCUGAAAAUUUCCAAUUUUUUUACGUACAAUUAUAUCGAGAAAAAGGUAAAUUUCCGACCCUAAUAAUCAUAUAAUAUUAUGAUUAUAAUAAUUAUUCCUUUUUUACCGGGCCGCAAAAAACAUAUCAGAGCUCGUUUUAUUUGACACAUCGAUUUAUAAAAUUAUAAUUUUGUAAUUUAACUUUAUAAAUCAUUUAUUAUUAUGCAAAUGAAUAGUUUCAAUGGACUUCCUUUUGCAAAAAGGCUGUUGAUAUUUAAAGAUUAGUUUUAUUUGUGUUUUUCUGUAAUAAAGAAAAUAUUUUUUAAAAUUUGUUUAAAUGUGUAUAUUUUCCCAGAAAAUUGAACUUUAACACCCUGGUUGUUUCAGUGGUGUUACCCCUUUAAUAUUUAGUGAAUACCGUUUUACGUUUUUUUGGGUUUUGAAACCAAGCGACUUAAAUGUUGUAGCAAUAUUACUUUGCAAAAAUAAGUCUAAUGUUUUAGGGAAUUAGUUAUAGUACUAUGUAAGCUCAAAACUGUUAUUUAUCAGUUAUUUUAUUCAGUUAUGAUACUUAGGUUGAAUAAGUAAGUAUUUUGACAACACUGCAGUGUUUAAACGAUUAGUUUAUUAACCUUUUACUUUAAACUUUUAAAAGAUUUUUUAUUUAAUUAAAAUAGUGUUAAUUUAACUGUAUAAAUAAACAACUAAACAAAUUGUAAAGGUUUUAAAAUUAAACACUGCCUUGUUUCUUUUUUAUCUCAGCAAUUUAGCCUAAAAUAAUCAAUAGUACUUUAUUUAGUACCAAAGUACCUAAAUAUAUUUUAUCAGGUGAUUUAUUGCAUUCCAAACCGUAUCGAAUUUAUAUGCUUUUUAUUAUAUUUUUAUAGUGCAAAUAAAAGCAGUACCUCAAAAAUUUCUUAAAUUACAGAACUGUUAUGCAAUCAGAGGAUGUUUAUAUGAAUUUUAAUACAGUAACUAGUCAGUACAUAACCAAAUCGUGUUAAAUUGUGAUUGAUUAAAAUUUUAUUAUGUACUAAAUAAAUUUCUUAUAUACCUUUUUUCUUGUUAG
This is a messenger RNA of Brassicogethes aeneus, 8616 nucleotides long. The record is from the annotation of a GenBank genome assembly. NCBI's taxonomy places the organism in Eukaryota, Metazoa, Arthropoda, Insecta, Coleoptera, Nitidulidae.